AUGAAAGAAUACACGGAGGAGGCGCCCCAAAUGUCAGGGCGGGUGCAUGUCGUUGGCCUCGGAAAUGUAGGGACGUUCAUUGCCCACUCGCUCGCAUCGCGACAGUCUCCGCCGCCCAUUACACUCCUUCUUCAUAACACAGAGCUCUUGAGAGAUUUCCGACAGAAGAAAUACUCUCUCGCUAUCAACCACCAAGGUCUGGACGAAGUUAGAGGCGGAUUCGACGCGGAAGUGCUUUCUGAAUCGGCAUGGUACAAGGUGGACACGACACAGGUCAAGAGCAACCAGGGCAGAAAAAGAACUACCGAAGAAGAAGAAGACCAAUUCGAAAGUCCGACAGAAGACGACAUUGACUGCUUGCUUGUCUGUACCAAGGCCAACAUGACAAUAAAAGCCAUCGAGGCUCUCAAGCACCGCUUGACCUCGAAUUCAACCAUCUGCUUGGUUCAUACUGGCAUGGGACUCCUCGGUCGGCUCAAUGAAGAGGUUUUCCCGGAUCCUAACAAUCGCCCGCAUUUUAUCGAAACCGCUUUUAGCCAUUACCUCACAAGGCUGCAUCCUUUCCACAUCGCACAUAAUAGUCCUGGAACUUUCCUCCUCAGCCCCGCGGUCACCGAGAAAACUCCUUUGAUCGAAGCAGAGAAAGAUACUCAUUGGGCUCCUACAACGAAAUACCUUCUCCGUCUCUUCACUCUCACGCCACAAUUAGUUGCCACGGUGGAGACCCCCUCGGGUUUACUCAUGCACCGUUUGGAGAAGCACGCCGCCGAAUGCAUCAUCGGCCCGCUAACAGUAAUCAACGACUGCCAGAAUGGCGAGCUUCUGUACAUCUUCAGCGCAACCCGACUCACGCGGAUGCUGCUUUUUGAAAUAUCGAGUGUGAUCUGCGCUCUCCCGGAGUUGCAGGGCAUCCCAGGUAUCAAGAGUCGAUUCUCCCCAGAACGUCUACGUCGAUUUACCGCUUAUAUAAUGGCGAAGACGGCCCCAAACACCAGCGCCAUGCUCCAGGACAUUUACGAAGGCAAAGUCACAGAUGUUGAAUUCUUCAACGGCUGGAUCGUUCGCCGCGGCGAAGAGCUGGGUCUGAAGUGUGUACUUAACUACAUGGUUAAACACAUGGUGCAGACUAAGCUCGCUAUCACCAUGCGCAGAGACAACAGCGCCAUCCCUAUUGACUUUGAGAACGUCAUUAUCACUGGUGACCCGCAAGUAGACAAUUAG
Molecule: messenger RNA, 1221 nt
Organism: Penicillium maclennaniae
Lineage: Eukaryota; Fungi; Ascomycota; Eurotiomycetes; Eurotiales; Aspergillaceae
Product: ketopantoate reductase family protein
Exons: 1
Coding region: 1-1221 (406 amino acids)
Cellular component (GO): cytoplasm; mitochondrion
Molecular function (GO): 2-dehydropantoate 2-reductase activity; NADP binding
Source: RefSeq, a predicted model, not a curated record